ACAAAACCAGCCAGUCAUUUCAGACAAAUGAAGGAGUAUGACAAGCAAGAUACACUACAUAACCUCCGUUGUUCGAUAAAUCGAUUAAAUAUUUAACGCAAUCAAAGUAAUUCAAUAGUAUUAGACUGUUAAGAAUUUUUGUCAUUUGAAAUUGGACCAAAUUGUAAAACAAAUACGGUCACUGUUUGUUUAGGCAUCGAUAAGAUUAUUUUAUCUCAUUAUGCAUUUCUAGUAAAUAAGUAGUCAAAGAGCUUAGUUUGUGAUAAAAUAAUCAGUGUAAUAUGGGAUUAAUUGGCAAUUCAAGUAGUUGAUUAAGAAACUACAAAGUCAUAUCCUACUCUCGGGAAAUAUUUUUAAUCAAUCGGAGUCAGUAUAUAAAUGAAAAGUAAGAUUCGGCCAUUAAGCAGUUGCUGAGCAAGUUCCACCAUGCGUGUCAUAACUAUCCUAGCUAUUUGCGUUGCAGCGGUUGCGGCCGUCCCCACGAAUUCCCAGAGGAUUGCGGGUGGUCAUAAUACCAGCAUUGCCCGCUAUCCCAGCGUUGCUUCCCUCCUCUACACACCGAACUGGAGCCAAUACACGCAAGUGUGUGUUGGCACCAUCCUCAACAACAGAUCCAUCUUAACGGCUGCCCAUUGCAUUGCCGACGACGAAGUUGGCAGAUGGCGCAUUCGUAUUGGUUCCGUUUUCGCUAACAGUGGUGGUGCUGUUUACAAUUCAAAUCAGCACAUUAUUCAUCCCUCAUUCAACGCUGACACCUUGGAAAACGACAUAGCUAUACUGCGUUCCGCUACUGCUUUCUCCUUUAACAACGCAGCUCGAGCUGCCAGCAUCGCUGGCUCAAACUAUCACCUUCCUGAAAAUAGAUACGUUUGGGCGGCUGGAUGGGGCGUCACGAACCAAGGUUCAAGCUCCGGGUCUGAGCAGCUCCGUCACGUCCAGCUUGAGACUAUCAGCCAGAACACUUGCAGAAACAACUACGCUAACUGGGGUGUCACUAUUACUGACAACGUAGUGUGUGCUGGCUGGAACUUUGGAGGUCGUGGCCAGUGUCAGGGCGACGCUGGUGGCCCCCUCUACCACAAUGGUGCCGUUGUUGGUGUCUACUCUUUCAGCCUGGGAUGCGGUGUAGCUAACUACCCAGGAAUUAAUACUCGCAUUUCCAGUUACACCUCCUGGAUAUCAUCAAAUGCCUAA
Messenger RNA from Spodoptera exigua (beet armyworm), 1194 nucleotides. Lineage: Eukaryota; Metazoa; Arthropoda; Insecta; Lepidoptera; Noctuidae. The record is from the annotation of a GenBank genome assembly.